CGGCGAUCGAUCUGCGCAGGUUUACGUUCAGGCGAACACCCUUGGACGUUGACAUACACUUUAAAAUGGCGCUGUUCUCAGCGAGACUGUCCCGCAACAUGUCACGUUUGCUCUUUAGAGCUCAAGUCAGUGACAUGACAAUUGGUUUAGGAACUUCGAAACAACUUCAGACAAGAUUAAGACUGUGUCAACAUUUUUCAACAUCGAAAGCCAGAGAAGGCCUAGGUCAAACCAUCAUAGUAAGACUGCAGUGGGCCAAUGAAAAAUAUGAGCACUUUCUCCAAGAGCGCUUCCCAAACUUUUAUAUUCUCUACCGUACAUUUCUGAAUGGAUUUCAACUCUUCUUUCAAGAUGCCAAAGAGGUGAGGGGGAUUAAGACAAGAAUGCUUGCCAACAAUACAGAUCGCUGGACAUUGCCUUAUCGUGAGAUGGAGAAACUCAGGCAGUUUCGUAGCGACAUGAUCAUAGCCAUCCCACUGCUGCUGAUCUCCAUACCCCCCUUUGCUAACUAUGUGGUAUUCAUCCUAAUGUACCUUUUCCCCCGGCAUCUCCUAAUUCGUCAUUUCUGGACAUCCCAGCAGCUUGUGGAGUUCCAGGCUGUGUACCACUCCCAUCGAGCCCACUCCUACAGGCCUGUGAUGGAUGCUCUGAUGCGAGCAGUUCCCUCUAUAAAAGAUGGUAAUCUCCAGCUGUGCCUCAUGGAGCUGUGCGGUAAGGUGCAAAGUGGUGGUCAUCCUAUAGUCUCUGAAGUGCAUGCACUGCGGACUCUGUUUGUUGAAUCAAACCUAGGACUGAAGAGGAUGUACGCAGAUGACAUGAAAUCGCUAUGCUCCCUACUCUUUCUUACCUCCCACCUUCCAUCCUUUCUGAUUGGCCUGCGACUGAAUAGUCAUGCCUUAGAACUAAUGCACCUGGACAGAGCUCUCUCACAACUUGGCCCCAACCACCUGAGUGAUGCAGAAAUUAAACAGGCAUGUUACGUGAGGGGCAUGAAUGGUUACUCUUUAAGUUCUUCUCAAUGUAGAGAGUGGCUUGCCCAGUGGAUCCAGUUUUCCAUCCAUCUCAGAGAGUCAGAGACAUCACUGUAUCUGCACGGCAUGGUUCUUCUGACAGUGAACUACCCUCAGCCCCACCAGUGCUGGCUUUCUCACAGAGACCAGGGGAACUGAACCUGAAGACAAACACAAGGAUUUCUGUGUCAUACUUGUUUUGUGAUGUUGAGGUGUAACAACUGAAAAUCAAGUUGUAUUUUGAUGUUGGAAACAGAUCCAUCCAUCCUUCUGCCUGUGAAACUUAAAUGAAAAAAAAACUUGGACUGUCAAAACAACAGAAGCAUAAUGUUCCCACGUCAGAAAAAAGAAAAACGGACAGUAUCAUGUUAUAACGUGAAAGUACAUGUUACUUUCACGUUUUUUCAAGAUAAGAUAUUUUCACGUUGUAAUGUGAUCAGGACUACUCUGGCACUUGGCUCUUUGCAAUGAACCACAAUUAGUUCUUCUUCAUGUUUGGGUUGAAACAUGGCAAGAUUCUGCUGUUAUGUAGCGCUUGUAAAUAACACGUUGUUCUAACUUUUGACAUUAUGAAGUGAUAUUGAUCAUUUUUUCCCCUUCCUUUGUGUGGCAGCAAUAUGCUGCAGUACAAAACAGAAUUUCUAUACAUAAACAAUUUUGUCGUAGCUUAAAAAUAUGUUGAAUCUAUAUGUUACUAUAAAUUCAGUUCCACAUUUAGACGGAUGACAAAUUAUUCGAAAAAGGUGCCACUUAUUUGACCAUAACUGAUCAUAAUUAGGUACUACCUAUGAAUGGUUAGAGAUCUCAUUCUGCAUAUAAAGAGUAGAGCUCUCCUGGAUAUAAAAAUCACUGUAUAAGGGUAAUUUCCUUUCCUAAUUUUGCUUGAAUUUAAUUUCCUUUGAAUUGUAUUUUAUUCUCUGUACUGCUGUAUUGGUGUACUGCUGUAUAGGUUUUUAUAUACCAAAUAGUUUUGAUCUGUUUUCUUUUAAAAACCUGAUUUUAUUUAGCAGCCUCUGUGAAGCAGUUUGUAACGUGGAUUUUGAAUAGUGCUAUAUAAAUAAAGAUUAUUGUUAUAAAUAUA
Clupea harengus (Atlantic herring) is the source of this 2091-nucleotide messenger RNA. RefSeq names its product LETM1 domain containing 1 (gene letmd1). Gene Ontology annotation, biological process: intracellular monoatomic cation homeostasis. The record is from RefSeq and is a predicted model, not a curated record. Gene Ontology annotation, cellular component: mitochondrial inner membrane. Gene Ontology annotation, molecular function: ribosome binding. NCBI's taxonomy places the organism in Eukaryota, Metazoa, Chordata, Actinopteri, Clupeiformes, Clupeidae.